UUAGAAGAGAAGGAGCGUUCAGAAAACGAGCAAUGGCCAGCAACCGCUCCCUCGACAGAGUCGCCGAAGAACUCAAAUCGCUUUCACUCCAUAGCCGCGGCGUCGGCCGCGGUGGUGGAGGAGAGAUUCUAACGGUGGAGAAGGAGGAUGAGGCGGCCCGAUUUGCUGACGUGAGGAAGAAGGAAUUCAAGCGGUUGGAGAGAGUGAGGGGACGGCUGAUCAACAUCCUCGAUGGCCUUGAACUCCACACAGGCGUCUUCUCCGCCGCCGAGCAGCGGAAGAUCGUCGAUUGCAUCUAUGAUUACCAGGAAAAGGGGCGCAAGGGCCGGCUUAGAGAGCGCACUUAUUCAGAGCCUAGAAAGUGGAUGCGAGGUAAAGGGCGUGUCACUAUACAGUUUGGUUGUUGUUACAAUUAUGCAGUGGAUAGUAAUGGGAAUCCCCCUGGUAUAGUCCGCGAUGAAGAAGUCGAUCCUAUCCCACCUUUAUUGAAACAAAUGAUCAAAAGGAUGGUCGCUUGGCAUGUUCUCCCUCCUACAUGCAUUCCCAAUAGUUGCAUCGUCAAUAUUUAUGAUAAAGAUGAUUGCAUUCCCCCGCACAUUGAUCAUCAUGAUUUUGUUCGGCCAUUUUGCACCGUGUCAUUCUUAAGCGAAUGCAACAUCGUGUUUGGGACUGAGUUGAAGAUAAUUGGACCUGGAGAUUUCUCAGGCCCUGUGACAAUUCCUUUGCCUUUGGGGUCUGUUCUUAUUUUGAAUGGAAAUGGUGCUGAUGUUGCUAAGCAUUCUGUUCCUGCUGUACCCACAAGAAGGAUAUCCAUAACAUUCAGGAAGAUGGAUGACUCCAAAAUCCCGUAUAAGUUUGUUCCUGAUCCCGACCUGCAAAAUCUUCGCCCCUUGCCAAGGCAACAACAGCCCAGCUCUCUUCCCCUGCAGGAAGAUCAACUAUCCCAAAAUGCACAGCCCUCACAAAAGGUUCAGCAAGCGCAAAAGGUUCAGCAAGCACCCAAGGUUCUACGAACUCCUGCUCAAUGGAGACCUGUGCAGCUAACUGAAGAUGAUUUUCCACCGCUGAGCUCCAGCUCAAGAGGGUAAAGCCUUCGCAAGUGAUACUUUACCUGCUAUGGCGGGGUUCAACGAAUACUGGGUUUGUUUAAAAAGAUGUUUUUAGUUUAUGUGAGUUUUUCUUUUUCUUGUUUUGAUUUUUCACUCUAUUUCAUAGAUCAAAGAUAGUAAGAUGUAUUGAAGAAGUUAA
Messenger RNA from Phalaenopsis equestris, 1248 nucleotides. Its product is annotated as RNA demethylase ALKBH5-like. Bases 33 to 1088 code for a protein of 351 amino acids. Gene Ontology annotation, biological process: mRNA catabolic process. NCBI's taxonomy places the organism in Eukaryota, Viridiplantae, Streptophyta, Magnoliopsida, Asparagales, Orchidaceae. Gene Ontology annotation, molecular function: demethylase activity; mRNA binding. The transcript is spliced from 5 exons. The record is from RefSeq and is a predicted model, not a curated record.